AUGGCUUCAAGGCCAGGUAGACACACAGUACGUGAGGUAACUUCCAAAAAGAAGGCUGAAAUAGAUGCAGCCGCUACUCUUCAACGAGUAGGCCAAAAUGCCUACAAAGUUGGUGAUCUCCAAGGCGCCCUUCAGUCCUUCACCCAGGCACUGGUGCUGAAUGGUGAAGAUGCUAGCAUUUUGGAUAAUCGCGCCGCUACUCAUUGCAGGCUGAAACUAUACAGCCAGGCUCGUACUGAUGCCAGAGCGAUGGUCAAACUUGCACCCAAUGAUGACCGUACAAAGGGAUACCUGCGCUUGGCCAAGGUCCUAUGUCUGGAUGGCAAAUUUGACAAGGCUCAAGAAAUCUACGAAUAUGCCCUCAAGAAACUCCCAGCCGAUCACUCCGGCCGCAAGGUUGUCACACAGUUGCUCAAGAAACUGCAGGAUAAGCUGGCAGGAGGAAACAGGCGUGAUCCAUUCAGUGCACUGCCACUAGAGGUCGCCGUACUCACGCUUCAGUGCUUCUCUUUCAAGCAGAUCGUGGCGAUUCUACGCGUCUGCAAAGGAUGGAGCCGGUUUAUAAGUGGUCUGUCUAGCCUCUGGAUGCAUAUUGAUCUCCUAGACGCUAGAUCUCGUGUACCUUGGACAUCUGUCCGAAAUUACAUUCAUCGAUCGCGAGCGCAACUGACACAUGCCACCAUUGCAAAUAUUGUUCCCUCUGCCGCCCCAAAGGUGCUUGACAUGCUAAGCAGAUGCACCGAACUAGAGCACUUGAAGUUGAUGGUCCCCCACGACCAGCCUAACGAAUUCUAUCUGAAAAUCAAAAGAGAGUUUCGGCAACUGAAGAGUAUCACCUGUGGACCAGAUAUAAGCCUUUCGGAGGGAUGCGUUGGGGAUAUUUUAUCCACUCUCUCGAACCUCGAGAAAGCUGCAUUCUUCAAUGUUUGCGAUAUUCCUACUGGAAGGCCUCGACCGAGGUCAACCUGGCCGCAACAUCUUCCAAACAUGAAGAGUCUGACCAUUGCGUCUUCGCAAGAGAAUGCCAACGUCUUGAGCUUCCCGUCCAUAAUUCCUGAGUUUACAUCGGGGAGUUUAGGCUGCUUUGGGACCACCCGCGACCCCGCUCGUACCGGUUUGAUCCGGUGCAGGUGGAUGAGCAUCUUCCCCCCUCCGUAUACUCGAACUUUGGGGCGCGGCUGUCCCGCCUACCUUUUAUGCAAUCCUUCCAACCAGCCUCGAGGGUCCAUCGAUCCUCCUCGCUCUGGAAACUCCAUGUUAAUGGGAGGUGAUGGACUCCCAAACCUUGAGACACUGGUAUUCGAUAACAUCUCGUGGGUCAACCACUUCACUCUAAUCUUGUUCCUCAUUCAUUCAAAGGCUCCACUCCGAAGCCUUCACGUAAACCUUUGCUACAACAUCCGUGGUGAAGAAUUCAUUAGUCUCCUUGAGGACUCCGCUGGAGCGAAUCCAGAAUUGAGAGAAUUGACUGAGGUGGGAGUCGUCGGCAUGUCUGACCUGGAAGAUGGCAAUGUUGAAAAGCUCUGGGCACUAUUGCCAAAACUCAGAACUUUCAACUUGUCGGAGACGAGAAUCACCGGCUGUACCAUUCGCAUGUUUGCGGAUGCCCGGAAUGAAGAACCAGCCCGCACAAAGCUCGAGAGCUUGGUCAUAAAAGGAUGUGACGGUGUGUCUCGUGAUGCUAUUGACUAUGGACGGCAAAUGGGACUCAAUAUUGUUACCUAA
Molecule: messenger RNA, 1725 nt
Organism: Penicillium coprophilum
Lineage: Eukaryota; Fungi; Ascomycota; Eurotiomycetes; Eurotiales; Aspergillaceae
Product: Leucine Rich Repeat domain protein
Exons: 7
Coding region: 1-1725 (574 amino acids)
Molecular function (GO): Hsp90 protein binding
Source: RefSeq, a predicted model, not a curated record